Messenger RNA from Juglans regia (Persian walnut), 1363 nucleotides. Its product is annotated as B-box zinc finger protein 22-like. Gene Ontology annotation, biological process: regulation of DNA-templated transcription; photomorphogenesis. The transcript has 3 exons. Gene Ontology annotation, molecular function: zinc ion binding. NCBI's taxonomy places the organism in Eukaryota, Viridiplantae, Streptophyta, Magnoliopsida, Fagales, Juglandaceae. Gene Ontology annotation, cellular component: nucleus. Bases 166 to 1053 code for a protein of 295 amino acids. The record is from RefSeq and is a predicted model, not a curated record.
UCUACCCUUCUUAAACCCUCCAUCUCCCUCCCUCUCCAAGCGAAAAUACCAAAUUCCCAAUUUUUUAGGAUUUUCAAUUCCUCCAUCGCUGGAAUUGAUUUCGCUAGAUUCCAGCUCGCAGGGAUAGAUAGAGAGUUCUAGAGGUGAAAAGGGACUGAGGAAACGAUGAAGAUACAGUGCAACGUGUGCGAGGCGGCAGAGGCAGCGGUGCUGUGCUGCGCGGACGAGGCGGCACUGUGUUGGGCCUGCGACGAGAAGAUUCACUCGGCCAACAAGCUGGCCAUCAUGCACCAGAGGGUCCCUCUCUCGAGCUCCUCGUCUCAGAUUCCCAAAUGUGACAUUUGCCAGGAGACAGUUGGCUACUUCUUUUGUCUAGAGGAUCGAGCUUUACUCUGCAGAAAAUGUGAUGUUGCCAUACAUACAGCGAAUGCUUAUGUGUCCACGCAUCAGAGAUUUUUGCUAACUGGUGUUAAAGUUGGUCUUGAAUUUACCAAACCUGUUGCUUUGUCUUCCUCAGUGAAGGCAAAUUCGAGUGAAAAAUUCCUGGAAACUAAAGCUCAUUCUCUUUCUAGAAGAGACUCAUUGUCUCCAUCGGCUGGGCAAUCCAAUGAAGUAUUACCCAGCCAUGUUGGUGGAGUUGGGGACUUUGCAGCACCAAACGUACCCUAUACUGGGGGUUCUGUUGCUGGAGUCAUUCCCCAAUGGCCUAUAGAUGAAUAUCUUGGGCUUCCUGAAUUCAAUCAGAUUUAUGGCUGCAUGGACAACGGAUCAUCUAAGGCUGACAGUGACACACGCGGGGACUCUGAUUCCCCAUUUUUAAGAGCUUCUAAAGAACUGGAUGAUGAUGAGUGUUUGGGUCCGGCGCCGGAGGCCUCAUGGGCAGUGCCGCAGGUCCCUUCUCCACCUAAUGCCUCAGGAAUACACCAGCCGAAAAACUGUCAGGAUUUAUCGGAAGGUGCAGUUUUUGUUCCUGAUAUGUGCCACUUGUGUGUUCAGAAUCCCAUGCAUUGCCAACAUAAUCGCUCACUCUCAAAAAGGUGGAGACAAAUCUAAUUUCUGGUCCCUAAAUUCCAUAAUUUGGAUGUCUCUGGGUUUGGACUGCGCCUGGUUUUGCAGUGUGUGCCCAUAGCAUUUGUAGGUAUUUCCUUCUCCUUCAGGUCUAAUAAGCAGCUUGAAGUUAGAAAUGUGUGUUUGUAAUUCCAACUAUAUGUUUGUGAUUUGAACUGGCACUUUCCUCUGUAAGUAUAUAUUUCUGAUUUUCCACUUGCAUUUUGGGUCAUAUGGUCCUUGGAUGAGGAUAUGGAGGUGUUAUCACCAAGUUGUUGCCCCCCAAAAAAUGUAUCUCUUCCGCCCUUUCCCCCCA